CUGGAUUAAAGGGGACGGAUUCGCAUGUGAAUUGAUGCCGAAAGCUAGAGCUCGGAGUCGUUUUGCAGAGUGAAUGUGAAGAAAGAGAACAGACUGUUGGCAGACAGUGAUUAUUCUGAAAAGUCUAAAUCUAUUGUACACGGUGCAACGCUACGAAGAAUCUCAGACAUUCCUUAAAAAGUCUUGGAAUUCAAAUUUUCAUUUGUCAAGCUGCGUAAAAAGGCUCUUGCUUUCAAAGACGCUCUAGUGUUACUCAUUGUAACAUCGGAUCAACAUCAAGACGCUACGAUCUUUGUUUUUUCUUCUUUAAAGGUUCAGGUGUCGUCCUUGUAUAUUUUCCCUCGAGAUUUAAGGGAUGAAUGCUUUUAAGUGGAAAAUCCAUACUCUGCUUGUACUCUGGUGUAUAAGGUGAGUUACAUAAGGCUUAUUCACUAAGGCUGCUGUACUCGAUUACAAAAUACGGUUAAAGUUUAAAUUGAUUUGCCAUCGACAAGUUAGACCUCCUGGAUCUCAUGCAGAGUUUUUACUGAUAAACAAGAUAAUCUACAGAGCGUCUGUUUUGUGGACUUACAAGCGGUGCAACAAAACUGGGAGCUGAACGAUAAUGGUUACAUUUUAUUAAAACUUAAGUUGAAACAGCAGAUUAGUAAAAAGUCAACGCUUGUCUUUUCAAGAACGAAGAAUUUUAGUGAAAGGUAUUUUAAAUAGCCAUAGACCGAGCACUUAACGAUGGAAAAUAUAUCCCAGACAAAUAAGCAAAGCGCUUAGCUUUUAAUCUUCGACGAAUAGUGACCUGUUUUAUUGAUUUUCGAUGCAGCGUUAUGGCGCAUCCCUUUUUUUUUGUUGUUGUUCACUGAUGUAUAGUGCCGGCAUAUAGUCUGAACUAGCUGUGUGUAUGUACAACUGGGUUGAUACCUGUGCGUGCAAUUAAAAGAAGUGAUUACGUGAACUAUGUAUAGUGAAAACCCAGAAAUGUUUUUUCUCUUAACAACUUAAGUGUGGGCUGGCUGUUGACUGACAUUAUAGCAUCUGUGAGUGCCAUCGCAAUUUUAACAAUAAGGACAGUGCACUUUACUUGUGAUAAUUAGCUUAAACAAUGUAAACAUGCUUGAACAGUUGACGUGACUUUAUUCAGUGGGGUAAUUGCUUUCAACACAUCAUUAAGUGGACUAAAGGCAGCUCAUUCAUUGCAUAAAGACAACCUCAUUCACGGGAAAAUUUGUCAUUCUGGAGUUGCUCGUGUUUGUAUUUUAGACAGAGCUAAGUCAUUGCAUGCCUUGGGGCCCGGGGGACUACUCAACAAUGUUUUAUACGGGGAGGCUCCGCCCGGAGGUCCAACCCUUUAACCUUUUAUAUACCAUUUUUGACAGAAAAGGUUCUCUUUCGUACACUUUCUAUUGACAAAUGAUUUCCCUUUCACAUACUUACUAACAAAUAAGUUUUCUUGUCAUUUCAUGCAGCGUUUACUAAAUUUAAUUGAUUCGGCAGCAAGGUGCGUCUGUUCGAAAUAUUUUAAUUAAAGACCUCUGUAAACACUUAAAAGACAAAUUUUGCUACCCUUUCAUACAGUUCAACUCCGAAAAUCCCUACUCUUUUAUUUCCUUGAAGCCCGAAAAAAAAUAAAAUCUCUUUCGUGGUGCGCCUCCCUGUUACAUGAUAGGAUUUUGUAGGGAAUACCUCUUCCCCAGGGCUUAGGGGUUAGAGGAUAUCAUACGAGUUGUCAUCUAUCAUACACCAACCUAGCGGGUGGUCUUGUUUCAAAGGGAUCAUUUUUUUGCAGUUGUAGCACAGGGACGGGGAAGAAGAAAUCCCGUCCCAAUGUGUGGUGCGAAAAAGCCCCAGGACUUUCUGAUGGCCAAAGGAAGGUUUGUCAUAGGGUACCCGGACUUCAAACUGCAAUCAAGAAAGGAAUCGAGAAAGGGCUCUCAGAAUGCGAACGGGAAUUUAAAUGGAGCAGAUGGAACUGUACUUUGCUAGGAGAAAAAAACCUUCUUCAGCGAGCGCCAGGUGAGACAUUCAAUCCCUAUUGUCCAAUAGCUUUAUCCUGUUUACUUUAACUCCAACAUUGUCGCAGUGUCAAAUUGAUAAAUAUUUUUCUUUACGAAGAGUCACGCACCAAGAAAAAAAAAAUUACGGCAGUAAAUACUAUGCCCAGGAUUACAAUCUCGAUGAUUCAUGUGGCUUCUUUAUAUUUCUCUUUUUUAGGGCUUCUUGGUUAAAUAACGUAUUUGAGAAUCAACUUAACAAACGGCUGAAACGACAUAGCCUUUAGGCAGCACAUAUGACAUAUUUAAGCUUAUCUAUAGGAGAGUAUAGCCCGCUAUGCUCUGGGAAAGACCUCAUUCCGCCGGAUCACGAUAAAUAACCUUUUUUUGGACCAGUCCACAAUGCAAAUGAUCUGAAAGUUUUUAUUUCAUCGUGUUUUUUUUUUGUAAUAUAUAUAUAUAUAGAUGGUACUAAGGAAGCUGCGUUUACCACGGCAAUUCUAUCAGCCGCCAUAGCUUUUAACAUAGCAAAGGCUUGCACAGCUAAAGAUGUCACCGAAUGUAGCUGCGAAGGAGUGAAAAGACCCUUCCGCGGACAGCCAUGGAAGUGGAAAGGUUGCAAUGUAAAUAUUCGCUUCGGUUCUUACGCUGCUGAGCGGUUUAUGAUGAGUGGAAGGAGUAAUGACACCAAACUCAACAUGAUGUCGAGACACAAUGUUAGAGCUGGCCUUGAGGUACGUUUUUGUUUUCGCAACAGUCGGCAACAGUAUCCGGCGACAGAUGACAAUAUUUGGGCGAAGGUUCCUUGAUUCAAAAUACUGCAUUUCAAUGAUAGUACGUCUUGCAUUGAAUGGAUAACGGCAGCAUAAGCUUAUUUUUUUCAAAAUGGACAAGUUUUAAGAUUUGUGGAUGUUUCUGACGAGCCACAGGAACUGUUCAUACAUGAAAAAAAUGGUUCAUUGCUACCGUGGUUUGAUCAAAUAAACGAGAUGAAUAGGCGAUUUGCAAUAAGAGGUCAUGUGACAUCGUUUUUAUAAAAACUGAAAAUAAAGUGAUUUUUUCUUCAAAAAACGAUUAGUGGGUCAUAUCUUUAACAAAAUAAUAGUGAUUUUGUUUUGUAAACCUGCAACAUUUUCUUAACAUGAGUAAGUUCGUAGUUGGUCACGUGACCAAAAUGUGAUUUUUAAAAUUAUGAAUUACCUCUUUCUGAACACAAACUUUGCACUUAGAUCUCAAGGAAAAUGUUGAAACGUUGAUGUGGGAACGUUUACAGCAAAUCUGAGCGUAACUAUCAAACGUUUAAGAAGAUCUAAGCAAAAAGUAGUUUUGUCCGCCAUCUUGGAGGGCAAGAGUAUGCCCCCAACAUGGCGGCCAACACAAAUGAUACUACUUCGUUGAAAAAUCAAAGUGCCAUAAAAUGUCUCCCUUAAAUGCGUUUCCUCUCAAAUUUCGGGUGUAAGAUAAUUUUUAUGUGCUCUGUCAAUUUUUGGCAUCAUCUAGAUUCCAGCUCAUUGUUUAAAGAAAACAUUGGUCACGUGACCUCUUAGUGCAAACGGCCUAUUAAAUCCCUCGAAAUAAAGCCUCUAACACAAAGCAAAACUUGGAAAAUUAUCGGCUGGUCCUCUAAUAACUUUAAAAAGUAAGUCACAUCGAUGGGUAGUGCCCCUGGGCCGUACAGUCAGGUUUAUCGCAUAAUGAGGUGGACGUCCUGACGUACGGCGCAUGCGUACGGUCAUCCGGAUUUUCCUGGCUCAUGUUUUUUUUGGUUUCUUUGGUCAACGCACUGGCAUUAAGGCCCCGUUCAGAUGGAGGAAACUUCCGGGUAGAAGGGUCACUCUUCUACCCGAACCACUCUGGCGUGCCAGCUUUUCAUAUUACAUUUCCUUUCAAAACUUGGUGAUUUACAUAAGAAACAAAAAGUUGAUUCUGCUAGAAGGGUGACCAACCUGCAGUAGACGGUUCACCCUUUUUCCAUUGUAAGGACUGUGACCUUCCUGGUCGGGCCAACUUUUCUCCAUACAAACACUUUAGCCAGGUCAACUCAGCGUUUUUGAGCGACGGACGUCAACCGGAUUUGGACUUUUUGCAUCAUUUGGGAGUUGUUUGGUUGAAACUCUCGGAUGAAUCGUCUCUAUAAGAGAAACGAAACUUAGUAAUACAAAUUUGUUAGCGUCAAGGCAUAUAAAAAGAAAGAAGGCUUCACUUCCGGUUGAAGUGUGUCGCUCAAAACGUCUUUACACAUGCUCCCCAUUCAGAGCAUGCACGAGAACGCUGUGGUCAGCGGCAUGGCUGUGGCAAAGAGAGCAUUUUUUUCUCACAUAAACACAUCACAAAAAUUUACUCGGCUGUGUUGAGUGGGUGACCCUCCUUCCCGGAACAACUUUUCUCCAGACAAACGAGGCUUAAUGGUAACUGUUUAUUUUUUUUCUUUUUAGGUUUUAAAAGAAAAUAGAGUAAUCAGGUGUACUGUAGGAAAUACAGGGAACGUGAAGUCAUGUCACCUUACCUUGCCACCACUCGAGAAAAUCAGCAGAAUUCUUAAAGCAAAAUAUAACGGAGCUAAUGAGGUAUUCCCUUCCCUACGAGAAAAUAAGAAGUCCCUCUAUCUGUUGAACAGGGCACGAUUCCGAAAUCGACAAAGUGGUAACCGCCCAAAAAAAUCAGCAUUGGUUUUCCUGGUGAAAUCUCAGUACUGUUAUCGCCAAGAUGAAUAUCGAAUACCAGGAACGCAGGGACGCUUGUGCCGACGAAACACCAAUAAGGAAGACGAUUGUAUCUUUCUUUGCUGUGGUCGCGGAUACAGCAGAAAUGUGUCUCAUAAGAAAAGAUUUUGCAACUGCAAAAAAGGUCCCAGUGCGCCUUGCAGCUGCAAAUUAUGUACAGACGUUGUGAUCGAAAACAAGUGUUUGUGAUGAUACUGCUGACAGUGUACUUUUUAUGAAGUUACUUGGGGGCUGCCUUAGCAACAACAACAGCCAAACAAAGAAAACAUUGUUUCAAAAACAUACAUGGCUGAGAGAGCAAUAAAGUCAAGGAACUAAGUUUAGGGAGUAGCGUACUUUACUCUCUCGGCUCAUCUGAUUGCAGAAGACGUCAAAAUUUUUAUCGUCGUUACAUGGCCGUAACAGUUUUAUUAGUCUUUCUAGUUUCAUAACAGGAUAUACAGUAUAAGCCUAUGACAGUCUCUUUUUUUGCUCAGUUAAGUUUUCUUAAUAUCGUUGGGGUACUACAUCUGCCUUGGUUUUACAAGACAGCAGUUCUCAUGGUUGUUAUCGACAUCAUUCACAUGUCAAAUGGCUUAAUUACCUAGAGGGAUAUUAAAGCAUAAUGAUUUUUUUAUUGUUAACUUGGAUUGUGAAGUCGAAAGCCUGAAUAACCACCCUACACGG
This is a messenger RNA of Porites evermanni, 5374 nucleotides long. NCBI's taxonomy places the organism in Eukaryota, Metazoa, Cnidaria, Anthozoa, Scleractinia, Poritidae. The record is from the annotation of a GenBank genome assembly.